UACCGAUAAGUUGAGAAGGGUCACUUGGCUUCACUCUUAAACUGAACAUCACCAAAAUGGCCACAGUCUCAGCCUCUUCAACUCUACAUUCAUCUUACAUAGUCAAACCUCGGACUUACAGACCAAGCUCUUGUCGUUCUUUCGCAAUUUCCAUGAGAACCCACCAGUUUCAGACCAAGUUGACUCUGAAGAGUGACGGCAGGAAGUCGGGUUUUGAGGGAAUGAGAAGGUUGAGGUCAGGUGAAGAGGAAGGAACUUUAGUUACCGAACAAGAAACUGAAGGAGUACAAGAACAAGAACAAGGAGAAGGAGAAGACACAGUUGUUGCUGCGGAGGAACAACAGCCUGUUGCUGUUCCUGUCUCUCCUUCGGAUAAGGUCACCAUGCACUUCCAGGCGGAUGGAACUAUGAAUGAAACGUCUAUUCCUAAUGUGACAACAGCCUUAAAGGGAACCGAGGGAAUUACAGAUUUAAAAGUUCAAGUCCUUGAGAGUAUUGCAACUGUUGAGUUGAAGAAACAAACAACAGUACAAGCUACAGGCGCGGCUGCUAGUUUGAUUGAGAUCAUACAGGGUUCAGGCUUCAAGUUACAGACACUGAAUUUGAGUUUUGAGGAUGAAGAGGAAGUUCUUGUCUAGAUAUUACGCGUCGAUUUUUUAAAAUUCAAUCAUGGAAAGGAGGAAAGUUAUCUUUGAUGUCCUUUUUUCCUCAAAACCUUGGUAUUGGACUAUUAGUUAGGCAUAUUCUUGAGAGAAACUGUAUUUUCACUUACUGUUUCCAUCAAUGUUAAAAGUCAUUGGUUGUUGA
Messenger RNA from Pistacia vera, 807 nucleotides. RefSeq lists its product as uncharacterized. The record is from RefSeq and is a predicted model, not a curated record. Lineage: Eukaryota; Viridiplantae; Streptophyta; Magnoliopsida; Sapindales; Anacardiaceae. Bases 57 to 638 code for a protein of 193 amino acids. The transcript is spliced from 4 exons. Gene Ontology annotation, cellular component: chloroplast.